AUGGCGUGGUCGAGAAAUCGGACGAAGCAGCGAGGCCCGAUGUCUGUGGCCUCGGUUUCAUCUGUUCCGCCGCGUCGUCUGCUGCUGUCCUCAGCUUCAUCGGCAUUCACAUACAGCGCGUGGUACUUAAUAGCAGCAGUGCUGCUAUUCGCUCCAAUGGGGUCGGCUCACGAACACCAUCAAGAGAAGAUUCAGGAGGGAGAAGCGAUAUCAAUGGAUCCUAUCGAUACAACAUUAUGGGUUCAUAUCUUCGUGCAGAUGCUCGCUUUCGGCGUGCUAUUCCCCCUGGGAAUGGUUUUAGGGUUGGUUAAAAGCAAAUGGCACGUACCUGUCCAAACCAUCGCUUCUGCCAUUGCCAUCCUUGGCGCCAUCCUCGGCCAUUCGCACGGCGGCCGCGAGUUUGCCUAUAGUGCCCACGCCCAAUUCGGCGAUGUAGUUUACGGUCUCCUUUUCGCACAAAUCAUCCUCGGCGUCUACCUCAAACUACACAUCGAACGGGGCUUCCUUGGCCGAAUCCGCAAAUGGCUCGUGUUGGCGCACAGCAUAAACGGAAAGGUGUUCCCCGUCGUGUCGUGGGUGCAACUUUUAUUUGGCGGCAUUGCGGCUCUGGGAUUCUGCCACGACGAUCACCUCGGACAAUGCGUGGCACAUUUCAUCAUGGGAAGCGCUUUCAUAGCUUACGGAACCCUGCUCACCAUCAUGCUGCUGGCCGGCCAGCUUUGGCUGAGACGCACGGGCAGGUCGCAAGAGUUCUUCGACAGCGCCAUAAUCGCCGCCUGGGGAUGCGUCAACACCUUCACCGAACAUCGCUGGGGAGAGGAGUGGAGGGGCAACGAUUGGCAGCACACUGCCAUGGGUAUCGUUUGGUGGUGUGCCGGUUUGGCUGGUGUCUGGCUCAGCCGCGGCCGUGACGGAUCGCCCAAGCGGAACUUCAUCCCUGGCUUCGUGCUCAUCCUCACGGGAUGGUCCAUGUCAGCACACACUCAACAUUCCAUGGCCAGUUCGGCACUGCAUACCAUGUUUGGCUAUACGCUUAUGGCUGCCGGCGUGACGAGGAUCAUCGAAGUAUCCUUUGUAUUGCAAGACAAGACUGGUGUGUCAACUGCAGGGGACGAAGUCAACAGCUUUCAAUAUGUGCCCGUAUUCCUACUGUUCGCCUCGGGUUAUCUCUUCAUGGGUGCCACAGAAGAGCAAAUGGCACUUCUCGAAAGCUCACCUAUGGACCACGUUGCCUACAUCUUGAUCCUCUACAGUCUCGCCUUCCUCACCUUCCUCUUUGUUUGCAUGCUCCUUCACGUCUACGACAGGGCAUCCUACAACUCGGACGCGUACAAGAAUCUGACGGCAGCCAACACGGGAGACGACGCCGUUGCGGAGUCUGAGCGACGCCGGCUCCGGGAUGUUGAGGAGUUUGAGCUCGACGGUCUGAUGACGGAUGAUGAAGAUGAUGAGGAAGCAGCCAAGAGGAAACUGCUUUCAAAGGAGAAGGAUGUGGAGGGUAGCAGCAGCACGGGGCCUGGGAGCCCGAGCACCGUCGGGAGAAAUAGCGAUCGGGUUGCUUGA
This is a messenger RNA of Pyricularia pennisetigena, 1563 nucleotides long. RefSeq lists its product as uncharacterized. NCBI's taxonomy places the organism in Eukaryota, Fungi, Ascomycota, Sordariomycetes, Magnaporthales, Pyriculariaceae. Bases 1 to 1563 code for a protein of 520 amino acids. The transcript is spliced from 4 exons. The record is from RefSeq and is a predicted model, not a curated record.